Messenger RNA from Drosophila ficusphila, 2352 nucleotides. RefSeq lists its product as uncharacterized. The transcript is spliced from 2 exons. Gene Ontology annotation, molecular function: zinc ion transmembrane transporter activity. The record is from RefSeq and is a predicted model, not a curated record. Gene Ontology annotation, biological process: zinc ion transmembrane transport; response to zinc ion. NCBI's taxonomy places the organism in Eukaryota, Metazoa, Arthropoda, Insecta, Diptera, Drosophilidae. The coding region runs from base 47 to 2263 and encodes 738 amino acids. Gene Ontology annotation, cellular component: plasma membrane.
ACACAACAUAAAAUUCAAAAAUAACAUAAAUUGAUGGGAGAGAAUUAUGAGCAAGAAAUCAUUGAAAUCCAAUCGAAAUGGGAAAGAUUCAGGUUCGGACGAGGAAGAUGAAGAAGGACUGCAGGAGGCGCUGAAGGAAUUGGUCAAAAUUCCUGAUAUAGAAACUAUUGAGGAUAAAGAUAAAAAUAAAGAUGAGAGGGAAGUAAAAAAACAAAGAAAAAGUUCUCUAAAGGUUCCGAAAAAUCAAGUAGAACAAGGAUCACAAACGGUCGACAAUCGUGAGAAGGCAAAUCCAUUGAAACCUUAUUUAAGUAAAAUAGAUAGCGAUGACAGCUGGACUACUAUUUUCAUAAGAAGGUUUAGCUGGAAUAAAAACCCAAAAAGUGAAAGCACCCCACCAGAAGUUAAGCCGAAUAUAGACAAGGAAAAACAAAAUGCUGUAGAAAUUAUAUCAAAGCAAGUGAAAGAAAAUAUAAAGGAUAUUAAAGGCGACGGACUGCAUAAAAUAAAAUCUUCCCCCGAAAGUUCAAGCGAAAGAUUAAUACGAACGGAACAUUAUGGUUAUUCUAUACCAAGAACUUGGGAAACAAAAAACAAUACUCAUGAUUUAAGCGAUGAAGAAUCAGAGGAAGAUACGCCGGAGUUUAUUGAGAAAUUAAGAAAAAUUGAAGAAGCAUCAAAGCCUAAAACUUGGAAGAGGCCGCAACCAACUAUCAUUAAAAACAAACUCUAUUCUUCUUCACAUAAAAGUAGAGAAAAUCAAUUGGAAGUGAAGUCAAAUAAAGAUAAUGAGGAACAACAUAGGUACAUAAAUAUAUUAAACGCUCCAUUUCAGCGGAACCUAAAAUAUCCUGCAGUUGAUGAAACUAACAAUCCACUAACUUUAAAUAAAGUUUCUGAAGAUAAAGAUACUCAAUCAAUUGACCCUGAGAAAGAAACUCCAGAAGGAGUACCGAUUGAAAGUGCGGCACCACAAAAUGUGGCACAAAAAUCACAUAAACUUCAGGGUAAAAAAUCUAAAGAAAAGUUCAAGGAAAAAAAGGCAGAUACUACCGAUUCGCAACGAACUUUGACAAUCACGGGGCACUCGCAUAUUACAACAAAAUGGGAUAAUCAUUGUCAUUUUAGGGAAAACCAACACGGAGUGGAUAAGAAAGCCCGACGGAUUUUGAUUAUCGCCUGCGUUCUGUGUUUUGUGUUUCUGAUCGUCGAGGUUGUUGGAGGAGUUGUUUCCAAUAGUUUAGCCAUUGCCACGGAUGCUGCCCAUUUGCUCACGGAUCUGGCCUCGUUUCUCAUUUCCCUGUUUGCACUUUACCUGGCUGGAAGACCCUCCUCGGAGCGAUUGAGCUUUGGCUGGUACCGGGCAGAGGUCAUCGGCGCCAUGAUAUCCGUCUUCUUUAUUUGGGUUAUCACAGGCAUCCUUGUUUAUUUGGCGAUUAUGCGUUGGGUUAAUCAAGAAUUCGAUCUGGAGGCCAAGAUAAUGCUGAUCACCUCGGCACUGGCCAUUUUAUUUAACAUAGUGAUGGCCGUGCAGCUGAAUCACGGGCACUCGCACUUUACACCAGGGAAAGUCAAGCCAACCAAAGUCUUAGGAUCCCAGCAGGGAAGCAAGAUUGGUUUGGAGUCCCAAAAACCCAGCCUCAUAGGAAGAUCGAUAUCCACCCAGUUUGCCGUGAAAGGAGAACACCAAAAUAUUAAUGUGCGAGCGGCUUUUAUCCAUGUGAUUGGGGAUCUCCUUCAAAGCGUUGGGGUUUUUAUCGCUGCGUUGAUUAUUUUCUUUAAGCCUGAGUGGGCUUUCAUGGAUUCGAUUUGCACGUUCCUCUUCUCGGUGCUCGUCCUUGCGGUCACAUUUAAGAUCCUGAAGGACGUGUUAAUGGUUCUAAUGGAGGCAACCCCGGAUUUCAUGGACUACGAGGAGGUGAAGCAAACAUUUCUUUCGAUCCCAGGAGUUGAGCACGUUCACAACCUGAGGAUCUGGGCCCUGUCCAUCAAUAAGAUCGCCUUGUCCGCUCAUUUGGCCAUUUCCAAGGAGGCCGAUCCUCAGCUGAUCCUCGAGGAGGCCACUAUCCUGAUCCACAAAAGGUACAGAUUUUUCGAGACCACCAUCCAGAUUGAGGAGUAUUCUCCUGAAAUGGAGAACUGCGAACAGUGUGCGUGGCCUACGGAGAAAAAGGAUGCGCGAAGGACUUUGGAUUUGGAAGAGGUCGUGGCCAAUGGUCACCGCAAAAAUGAGGAGAUGGAGCCAACAAACAAGGAAAACUGAUGUCUUUUGUUAAGCUUAACGCCAUUAUGUUUACUUGUAUAUAGAUAAAUAUACCACAUCUUUGUAAAAAAUAAAUAUUUAAAAUUUCC